AAGACCCUCCUACUGUUGAGAGAACGCGCAGGUCAGGGGGCGCGCGCAGCGGCAGCAUUGCUCGGGUGUCACGCUGUGUCCUUUCUGUCGUGUUGCUCUCUUCUUGGUUAGGUUUGUUUUCUUAUAAAUUAUUAUCUCUACUAUUUAUUUUGAUAGCCGCGCUCGCGUCCCCACCCCGUGGAAUGAGCUUGAAGAUACGCUGUUUAUGUAUUUAUGUUUUUUUUUUUUAACAUGGUCGGUAGUUUUUAAUCUCCGCCUGGAAUAGUCGUCUUACAAAGAUCUGGUCAGUCGCCAUAAGGCGUCAGGAAGGCACAAUGUUUCUAUGCCGAUCGAGGUUUGUGGUUGCUUCAUUAUUUAGUUAUAAUAAGUUCGCUGGUUCGGUGCAGGUUGCAACAUACAUGACACAGGACGCCAUCCGCGCCUUGCAUAAGUCAAGAAUGAUUUCCUGCUCUAAAGUACCUGCCAGAGGCACAAACAGUGUCAGGGUUUUACAUUUGAUCAGUGGACCGCGACAAUCUCCUAUAAGCAACACAUGUGAAUAUGUGUCUCAUGCUUUUCCGGCCUGCAAUUCGCUUUCAAGACUCAGUUCACCGAAAAGCCCCUUUUGUAUUGGUACUGAAACCUGUAUCCUUCAAUCCUCCACGAUCAAACUUCUAAGUGCUUUAUUUAGCGCCAAGGAACUGGAACAAGCCGACGGGACGAAGAGAGACCGAGCCACAGAUGAUCAGAAGGUAAUGCUAUCUAAUAGACCUCAAGGAGGAUGUGAAAAGCCUGAGCCUGAGAAAAACCAAAAUAAAACAGAUAAGCUGAAGAAAGUUUUUAAGGAAUAUGGUGCUGUUGGCGUUUUGUUUCACAUUGGGAUAUCUCUGAUUUCUCUUGGGAUUUUCUACAUUGUUGUGUCUAGUGGGAUUAAUAUGACCGAUGUCCUUUGCAAGCUGGGCUUCAGUGAAUCUUUUGUUCAGUCGAAGAUGGCUGCUGGCACUAGCACAUUUGUGCUAGCUUACGCUAUUCACAAACUCUUCGCUCCAUUUCGGAUCAGCAUCACUCUCGUGUCUGUACCACUUAUAGUACGAUAUCUUCGGAAAACAGGACUCUUCAAAUCCUCACCACCUCGAAUGUGAACAAAGCUGAGUUUUUUUUUGUGGCGGACAGAAUGUUACAUGUUACAGAACUAUAUUUUUGGUAUUUUAGUUUGUUUGGAUGGUAUGUUUAUUUUUUGAUAUAAACAGUGGAAUCAGGUCUAAAAUGGCUCCAGAGAGGUACAUAGAGGAAUGACCGAACAGUCACUUGUAAGUGUAAAAUUGAUGGGUGUUAUCAUUUUAUGAAUAGCUGAUUAAAAUAGCUCCUCUCUGUUGUAUGCAUAGUACAGCACAUAAGAGCUGGUAUCAGAAAGUUUUGAGACUUUCUGUUAACAAGGAAGUACUUUAUAUAUCUAUGUUUUUACACUAUCACAUACAGUGCUCCCCGCAUUCCUGCUGCUUCUGGAAUGUGUCCUGGAAGUCUUCCAAUUGCACAGCUUCCGUUCUACACAGGAUGAUGUAUUUUUGGCACAAUGACUUAGGAAGAUCUGUGCUGCCUGUGGCUGUGCCUUCAGCCUUGUGCUGCCAUAUGCAGUUGUGUUACAAAACUAAUCUCAAAACUUUCUGAUACCACCUCAUACGGCUUGGCAACACAGGACUAGCCAUAUCCCACCUCAACUUCAUACAUUUCAAAAUUAAAAUAAAAGUUAAUAAUAGCUGGUGUUUGAUUUUUAAACGCACUUUGUUUUGCUGUGAGACAUCAUACACAGCUUUCACGCAUGAGUUAAACUUUAAUAUUUAGCAAAAAAUUAUUUCAGAUAAAGAGAAGCAGAUGCUCACACCCACACACAACAAUCCUAUGGUUACAACAGAGUUUCUUAACCUCCAACACCAGAGGAAAUUAUCGAUGUUAUCUGAUGCCAAGUACAACCUGUUCAGGGAAUUCCUUUUUGUAUAGGGUCACAAAGUACAGGACAGUAAGAAAAUUAAGAAAUUCACACAACACAAAACAAGUCUUACCAGUCCUGCUCUGUUUAAAUAUUUGACCACUGCUAAGUUGGUUGUAGUUUCUAAAAUAUUUACUAAGCCUCAAUUUAACCACCAAAUAAACAAAAUGAAGCACUUAGUGGAAAUUAAUUAAUCAAAGUGGUAAAAGCAGCACACAAAGCAUUGCAAUAUGCUCCUUGGUGUGGAAAUAGAUACAAAAUAGAGGAAUGCAUUUGGUAAAUACAUUUUUGAUUAGAACGGGCAAUUGAUCUCCAGACUGCUGCUUCAUGCUGAAAAGGCUAGAGUAACUUGGAUAAACACCCUGUACAAUUUUGAUGAGCAGAAACGCUUUUUAGAAGGCACUAAUGCCAUAAUUUUUAGUGUAUAGCCUAGAACAGAAUCUGUUUGGGUCAGAAAAGACCAGUAAGCUUAGGCUAUAUUGAGCACAGUGUUACCACUAGUAGACAACAGAAGAUUGAAAAAAAAAUGUUACUCUGAAAUCCAUCCAAUGUGUCAGUCCAGGUUUGUGGAAGUGGUGUAAUGGUAUAAGUUAUUUCUUACCACACAUUUUUUUUUUUUUCUAUCACUUGAAUGAAUAAAAAUGUGAAUGGCAUAAGAAC
This is a messenger RNA of Silurus meridionalis, 2626 nucleotides long. It is a transcript of the gene mims2, whose product is annotated as family with sequence similarity 210 member B. The transcript has 3 exons. The coding region runs from base 315 to 1121 and encodes 268 amino acids. Lineage: Eukaryota; Metazoa; Chordata; Actinopteri; Siluriformes; Siluridae. Gene Ontology annotation, cellular component: mitochondrion. The record is from RefSeq and is a predicted model, not a curated record.